UGUUGAUGAUCUUGACCGGCGAGGGAUUUCCCUCAUCUACGGUCUCCAAGACCCCCGCUUCCUUAGCCAUCCGGCCGGACACGGAUCCCUCCGUCUGACACCCUGCCGCAUCACGUGCAGUGGUCCGCGUCGCAGGUCCAGCUGCGCUGGGUCAGGACAGAAAAUUCUGGGGAUUUUGCAUCUUUCCAAGAGGCUAUUGAACCCUGCGCGUUGCGCUCUGCGUUACCACUCUUUGACGAAUGCUGGAGGUCUAGGCCUGACCCGGAGUAAAACAUGCGAUUGCUAACCCCGCACCGCCUUCUACUCUUGGCGGUAGCAUUCUCACCCCGAAUUUGGGUAGCUGAGGCAAGGGGUCGAGGUGGGAGCGGCGGUUCCAAUGGGGACAGCGGUGACUCGGAGGGAGAUGACGGUUUGGGUUCUGGUGAAGGGAGCACCCCUUGUAUCGACAGCGGCCUACCGACAAUCACGGAUCUCGAUGUCACCCGAUUUGACAACUACAGCUCAGACCCGAACUACGGCGGCGCAUAUUUCUUCGGCGAGGCGUCAAUCAAGACCCGAAUCGAACAGGGGGACAAGGACACUUGUACUCCCACCAUUGGGGUCACGCUCCCAAAUAGGCUGCUGGCAGCCGCCUUCAUCGCGCCUCAAUCGCCGCAGCCUGUGGGGCCUAAGAAUGAUAUUGUGAUCGGUUUCAAAGGCUGGGUUACAGACAAGUCGCUGGAAGACUUCAUGACUUCGUAUAAUAACUGCAAAGUCAGCGCCGACACGAUCUUCUUCAGGACCACUUCAUGGUUCUCGUACACAUAUCCAAACAACGAGAUGCACGGAGCUCGCGAUUCAGUGCCUUUGACGCUGUCCGCUGGCGAUGGUUCAACUGUCUUCAAAGGAAAAUACAGUGGAGGGCCGCAGACAACAUGGAGCAAUAUAUCGCUCGCACAAUGGACUGAGGAUGACAUCUCGUUUUCCGACGAUCUUUGCAACGGAUACAUGGGCCUUGAUGAAUCCAUUCCAGUUGGGACGGUCAUAAACGGCUCUGUUAGCUCCGAGACGCUCUCUCUUACUGUUACCGGAGUCGUGAACAGCGUGAUCUCCGGCGUCAACGUGAGUUUCACUGUAGAUUUCAAGGGGGCAUUUUCAUCGACCAACUCAACCCAAGCUGUCAAGAUUGGGGAAAACGGCAAGUCAGAUGUAUCGUUUGCUGUGAUCAACAGUGAUGGAAGCAAUGAUAGCCAAGGAAGACUGAGCGCGUUUCUACCGAUGACGGUUUCGUUUCUUAUUAUCGCAGUAGGCCUUGGAUGUGAAUAUCUUUGAGGAAAACAGUUCUUCAUAUAUAGUACCUUCAAUGUAUAUCGGCUCUGCUUGAGAUCUUGUCAGAUUUGAAAUUUUACGCCGUGCACCGGCUGCACGUGGUCAUAGAGAACGGCCUUCGAGAGCGCCAUAUCUAUCUUAAGAGACCGUCAUUCUUCACUCGCCCAAGAUGGAUGGAUUCAAGGGCUCCCCAACUUCAAGAUUGUCCACAGGACAACUCACCCGCUACGCUGGCUCGAGAGCCUAUACUUCAGCACACUAGGC
Molecule: messenger RNA, 1572 nt
Organism: Ilyonectria robusta
Lineage: Eukaryota; Fungi; Ascomycota; Sordariomycetes; Hypocreales; Nectriaceae
Exons: 1
Coding region: 274-1311 (345 amino acids)
Source: RefSeq, a predicted model, not a curated record